AUGGCCAGCUUUAUAUUUGUUGAGUUAUUCAUUUUGGCUGCACUUUUGUGUCGAGUGACUUUGGCUCGAGGAAGAUAUGAAUUUAUCGAAGAAGCUGAUCUACCCGCAUUUUAUUCGUGAGUAAAGAACAUUCAAAGCGAUAUAGGAAGUGUUUUAAUUUUUUUUUUUGACAAACAGCAAUUCCAAAAAUACCCAUACUAUAAUUAAAAUAAUUAUGGCAUUGAAACUAUAUAGAAAAGUCGGCGAGAAAAAACAUUGAAAAAACUCAAAAAGAAAAUUCAGAGUUGUUUUCCAAGUCGUAAAAAUGUCUAGUUUUUUUCAACACCCAAAUUUAAACCCUGGACUUUUCCUACUCCACCUACAUAAAAACGUGAUUUCCGGUGAGAUUUCGAGAAAAAAAUGCUGGAAUGGGGAAUGAUGAGAAAUAAAAUUCGAAUAAAAAACAACUAAAUCCUGUUUGAAUAAUUCAUUGUAUUCGUUCAAAUACAAAUAGGCUCAAAAAAAGAAAAACGUCACGAAAAUACCCGAUUUUAUAGAAUCUCGAAAUCUUUUCACACAAAGCUUAUUUUUUGAAGAAAAUGUGAUUUGUUGCUCAAGGUUCAAAAAUUUUUUGAUUCAUAUAAUAAUGCAAGUUUUUUCCCAGAAUGCGAUCUGCACAGAUGGCUCAAAAAGCACAACUAUCUCCAGCUCAAUUGAUCCAAGCUGAUUACAAUCCAUAUCUUCCUUAUCAUUUCUAUACACCAGAAGCCGCUUCACCAGCAAUUCCAGCCCCAAAUCCUUAUCAACCAAUGGCUCUUUAUUAUCGUCCAACUCAUCAACAAGCUCCUCCUCAACCAGCUCAACAAUUUGCAGCAACUCGAGCAUCACCUGUUCAAUAUCAUCCACUAGCAUAUUUUCAUGGAAAUCCAGCUCAAAUGGUACCAAAUAGUUCGACACCUUUAAAAAAGAAAACAGUCUAA
Caenorhabditis angaria is the source of this 959-nucleotide messenger RNA. NCBI's taxonomy places the organism in Eukaryota, Metazoa, Nematoda, Chromadorea, Rhabditida, Rhabditidae. The record is from the annotation of a GenBank genome assembly.